Messenger RNA from Clonostachys byssicola, 1368 nucleotides. Lineage: Eukaryota; Fungi; Ascomycota; Sordariomycetes; Hypocreales; Bionectriaceae. The record is from the annotation of a GenBank genome assembly.
AUGGCCGACGAUAUUGCAACUGUGCCGGCCUUCUUGGGUUCGAAGAAGGAUAAGAAGGAUACCCCUUACACCUCUCCCGAAGAUGGAAUGGAUAUUAUGGAGGUUGCCAAUGAGGGACAGGUGGAUCAGCUGAAGAAGAUUGCUGCCGAUGGCAAUGCCCAUUUCCAUCGUUUGGGCUGGAAGCGUCUCACAAUCGUCACCAUCGUUGAGGCUGUAGCCCUAGGCGCCCUGAGCCUUCCUGCAGCUUUCCACACUCUGGGGAUGUUCCUCGGCGUUCUUCUGUCUGUUCUCCUUGGUGUUGCUACCAUCUUUACGAGUUACAUCAUCGGCCAGGUAAAGCUCAAGCAUCCCGAGAUCCUUCAUUAUGCCGAUGCUGGCCGCAUGUUACUCGGUCGUUUUGGAUACGAACUCUUCGGUGCCGCCUUCGUGCUUGAGCUUCUUUUUGUUGUUGGAUCUCAUGCUCUUACUGGUAGUAUCGCCCUCGUCACCAUCAAUGGCGGCAAGGUCUGCUCCAUCGCCUUCUCUGCUGUUUCCGCCGUGAUUUUGCUCAUCCUUGCCAUCCCGCCCUCAUUUUCCGAAGUGGCAAUUCUUGGAUAUGUCGACUUCGUCUCAAUCGUAGCGGCGAUUGGCAUUACUAUCAUCGCAACAGGAAUACAGGGCACGAAAUCUCCCGGGGGUCUCUCCAGCAUCGAAUGGUCAGUGUGGCCAAAGGAGGAUCUAAGCUUCUCCAAGGCCUUUGUAUCUGUCAGCAACAUUGUCCUGGCAUACAGCUUCGCCAUCGGCCAGUUCUCCUUCAUGGAUGAGAUGCACACUCCCCGAGACUACAUGAAGUCCAUCUGGGCUAGUGUGAGCAUCCAGAUUGUCAUCUACACGCUGACCGGAGCUAUUUGCUACGCCUUCAUCGGCCCAAAUGUCCAGUCACCAGCUCUCCUAUCGGCUGGGAAUCUGGUCUCCAAGAUUGCUUUCGGCGUCGCUCUCCCAGUCAUCUUCAUUUCCGGAUCCAUCAACACCACAGUUGCACUCCGUUAUGUUCACGGCCGGAUGUUCAAGAAUUCAGUUGCCCGCUACGUCAAUACCCCUCUUGGCUGGAGCACGUGGAUCGGGCUGGUCACUAUUUUCACUAUUCUUGCUUGGGUCAUUGCUGAGGCAAUCCCUAUCUUUUCUGAUCUCUUGUCGAUUUGCUCGUCUCUCUUCGUUUCCGGCUUCUCCUUCUACAUCCCUGCCGUUAUGUGGUUCGUCAUGCUUCGUGAAGGGAAGUGGUAUUCAAAGAAAAACCUCGCCAUGAGUAUCGGCUGCUUGGUCGUCUUCAUCAUUGGUGUAGUUACUCUUGUAGGAGGAACUUAUUCGACUAUCAAGGAUAUCAUAUAG